AUGCAACAAAUAUAAAUACAAACUGCCACUCAAGAUAAAGCUGCAUAUAAUAGAAAUGCAUAAAAAAUUAUUGAUAAACUAAAAGCCAAUGAUGUUGAUUUCAUUGAUGCUACUCUAGAAUAUUCACUUUAAGUUUUUACUUCUAAUGAACCACCUUUAAGGAAAUUAUUACUUUUGCGAGUAUAAAAUAUCAUAUCUUAGCUUAUCAAAGAUGCCAUUGUUAUCAAAUCUGCUAAAUUCAUAAAUAAAUACAUUUAAAGUCGACCAUUAUUGACAUUUAUUGGAAAUAUAUGUACUCAUAAAUUAGGUGAUUCCAAUCCUAAUAGAGGAGCUGAUCUUUUUUAAGGAUAAGGUUCUAUAAUACAAUUCCAAUUUAGAUCCAUAAUCAAGCAUAGACUUUUUAAACUUAGCCUUAGAAUUAGUUGAAUAUCUUGCAAAUACAUUUCCUAAAGAUUCAAAAGGAGCUCCUACCAAAUUCAAAAUAUAAUAUGAUGAAUUAUUAUAAAUGGGAGUACAUUAUUCAUAUUAAAACAUUAGGUUAAAUUCCCUCCUUAAUCAAGUCUUAUUUUACCAUUUGAUCCUAAUAAAGCUUCUCAAGAACCUAUUCAAAAAUAAUCUGAUAAUAAAGGAGAAAGAGAUAAAACCAUGCUUGAACUUAGUAACUAUUUAUGUUAACUUUAGAUAAAAGCAAAUAAAGUAUUUAUUAAGAUAUUCAAAUGAUUAAUGAAUCCUUGGUAGAUAAUUCUGAUAUGACAUAUAUUAAUGAGGUCUUAGUCACAUAUAGUGAAUCUAUGAAUUAAGUUGAAUAAUCAUUUACUAUUCUUAUUAAUAAAGCUUAACAAUAUGAUGGUGUUUUAAAUGAAGAUGAAUUAGCUGAAUUAUAUGCUCUUAAAGAUUUUGUUGAGAAAUUCUAAAAAUAUUAUUAUGGUUAUCUUGAAGGGGAAUGUACUAAUGAAGCUUAUAAUGCUUUAAAAAAGAAAACUUUAGCUCAUAUCUAAAAAAUAUAAAAUAAAGAUUUUGAUUAUCCUCCUCCAUAAUAACAAUUAAAAAAAUAAUCACAAUUACAAUAAAUUAAUUAAUACUAAUAUUAAGAUGAAGAUGAAUAAUUUAAAAGAGCUAUUGAAGAAUCUAAAAUACAAUAAUAAAGUUCAUAAUUAGCAUCCAAACAAUUGGAAGAAUAAAAAAAAUAAGAAUAAAUCAAAAGAUAAUAUGAAGAAGACUAACGUCAAGCAAAACUUAGAGAAGAAUAAGCUGCAUUGUAAAGAUUAAAAGCAGAAGAAGAAAGAAGAGAUAAAGAAAAAUUAGAAUAAAUUAAAUAAGAAUAAUUAAGAUUGGAAGAAAAAAAAAAAGAAUAAUUAAGAUUAGAAUAAAUAAAAUAAGAAAAAAUUAGAUUAGAAGCAUAAUAAUUAUAACAAUAAUAACUUAAAGAAAAAGAAAUUGAAAAUUAUUGGUAAAAUUAAUUUUAAGCUCCUCAUCCAGAUAAUUAAUACAUGCCGUCAUCUAAAUUUGGAUCAAAUGUUAAUCCUUAGUAAUAUUAAUUUUCUUAAUUCUAAUAACAAUAAUAAUAUUAAUCAAAUAUUUAAUCAUCAUUAUAAUAAUAAAAGUAUGAUUAAUAAUAAAAUGGAAAUUUUAAUAAUGAAUAUAUUUAUUCUAAUGUAGAUUAAUAAAAAUAAUAAAAAUAACCUGUUAAAUAGACUAAUUAAUUUGAGCAAACCUAUAAUAAUUCUUAAGUUCAAAAUUAAAAUUAUUAAUAUGGAGGAAAUACAAGAGAAUAAUUUCCUAUGAAUCACAUAUCAUCUAACAUUAUGUAAAAAAAAGAAUUUGAUGAAAACUUUGAUGGAUUAAGUUAAUCUACAUAAACUCAAUAAUUUUACCCUUUAAAAAUGAAUCAGCAGAUACCUAUUAAGUAAUAUACCGGUAAAUUUGUUAAAUAUGAUAAUUUCUAAUUUGAAUUAUUGCAUAAAUAUGGUUUAUCGGAAUCACAAAAGAAACGUUUCAAAAUAGCUACAAUAACUGGCAAAGCAUCAUUAUUUAAUUCACCUUAACUAUAAGUAGGAAUUAAACAAACUUUGUAAUAUGUACCAUUGAAAGAGAAAAACUAUUUAAAACUAACUUUAUAUAUUGGUAAUAAAACUCAAUCAAAUUUUGAUAACUGUAAAAUGCUAUUUGAAGGAGAUAAUAGAUGUAAAUUACAUAACGAAUAUUUUAAGAAUUCUCAAUGUGGUUAAAACCAGAUAGGAUUGCAGAAAGAAUUCAAGCAGGAUAAUAAAUAUAAUAAGAAGUAAUUGGGAUAUUUAAAUAGUAUGAAAAUUAUAGGUUAAUAAAUGUAGUAUUUUAAGGUAAUGAAUAAAUAUUUAUAAAUUAAUAGCUGAGUGGGCUAACAAAUAGAUAUCAUCAUAAUUCUUUUUAACUACAACGUUAGUUUCAUUUAUGGAUUUCAAAGAUAUAAGUUUAUAAAUAUUUAGAACAAAAUGGAGAUUAAAGAAAUAAUAGAUUUUGAGAGGUGAAACAUUUUUAUUAAAUCCUAAAAUAGUGAAAACAGGGCAUUAUUUAAAAAAGUAAUUAACUAAAUAAAUCUAAGGAUAUUUCCAAAAUUAUGUGAAUUCAACUCAUAUUAAUAAUUUUAGGAUUAAUAAUUGGAUUACUUUAGUGAUCGAUAAAUGAAAUAUAUUUCUUAUAAGCUUUGUAUUUAAUAGAAAUUAAAUUAGGUGGUGUUUUUGAAUUGACAAAUGUGAAUUAAAAUUAUAUGAUAAAAUUUAUAGUUUUACCCAACAUGUAAUGCACAAUACAAAUAAUUGGAAGUAAUGAACAUUUAUGUAAAUAAAUGUUGAAUACACUUAAUUGGAUAUUAGGCUUAGAAUGA
Paramecium sonneborni is the source of this 2863-nucleotide messenger RNA. NCBI's taxonomy places the organism in Eukaryota, Ciliophora, Oligohymenophorea, Peniculida, Parameciidae. The record is from the annotation of a GenBank genome assembly.